Molecule: messenger RNA, 3820 nt
Organism: Apus apus (common swift)
Lineage: Eukaryota; Metazoa; Chordata; Aves; Apodiformes; Apodidae
Gene: WDPCP
Product: WD repeat containing planar cell polarity effector
Exons: 21
Coding region: 1309-3726 (805 amino acids)
Biological process (GO): establishment of protein localization; nervous system development; cilium organization
Cellular component (GO): axonemal basal plate
Molecular function (GO): protein binding
Source: RefSeq, a predicted model, not a curated record
GCCUGGGAAGCUGUCUGCGGGCACCGCUGCGUCCCGGCAGCCUGGAGCCGCCGCUGGCUCCCUGGGAGGCUCCGGGUUCCUUUCCUCGCUUCCUCUCUCCCUGAUGCCUGUGGCACCUUUCUUUCGGUCCUUCAGGAGGAGAUGCCUGUCUACACUUACCCUUCCCCAAAUCCUGUGAGCUUGGCCUUGGCGGUUUCCUUUCGCUUAGUAGGGAAAGCUGAGAGCUUAGCUGUGCUGUUCUGCUGUUGAAACAGCGUGACUAAACUAACCAUCUGUGACACAGUUAAACUAUUCGUUUCGUUGUGUUUUGGAUUGUUAACUGAAGUAAACUCACUCGGCUUGUGCCUAAAGUGAGUCUGAUAUUAGCAUAAAUACAUCCGCAAACCCCACAAAUUCUUAAGCUGUUUUUUUUACACUAUCUAAAAGAGAAUCUUAGAUGCACGGAUUUUUUUUCCUUAGAUUCUGACAGGGUUCCAUAUUGAACAAAUCCUGUAACUUUGUUAAGUCUUUAGUGAGGUCUCGCUAGCCCAAGUAAUUUUCUGCAGGAUUAGGGUCUUGCUUUAGUCCUUACAUUCGAUUGUUUUGUGGUUUGUUUUUUUUAAAACAACCUAAACAGCAUGUACAUGUACGCAAUUUCUUCUUCAGUCCUCAGACAGAAAUAACAAGUUCCUCUUGUAGGGCUGUGGGUGUAAAAUGCAAGUAUUUGUGCUUGUCGUGCAAAGUGUUCUCAUUUUAGCGAGUCUUGUUGCUAAUCGUCCUCUUGUUACGACUCAAAACUGUGGUUUGAACAAGUUUUUAGCUGAGCCUCUUGAGUGCUUCUGCAUACAAAAAACUGCAGUGUCAGACUUGAAAUUGUACAGUCAUGCUUAGCUUAUUUUAAAUAUCAUACUAUACUGAUUUGUAUCAGUUAGUAACGCUGCAUUUUUAAUACUAAUGAAGAUUGUAACUAAGUUUCCUUCUGGGAGUGAAUUUAAAAGCCAAAUAUCUGCAAGCAAAGCUGAGGUCUUGCUUUCUGUGAAAUGGGAGAAGCUUGUUAAGUAGAAGGGAGCUUGUUUUUCAGUCAGAUUAUUCCAGUGUCUUAAGAUGCUUUACCCUAGUCACUCUAACCUUUUGCUCACCUGGAUGUUGUGCAGACUUAUUAACACUAUUUAAGAUUAUUUAAGAUUUAAAUGCACACAAAACCUGAUGUGGACGUGCAUAAGCUGGCUGUGUUCAUUAUCUGUAUUUUGGAUGGGAUUUUCUUUUUCUUCAUUGUCGUCUAUAGAAAUUGAUUGAUUUUUUUAGCGAUAAGGCUCCAUCUGCCACCAGAUGUCUUUUUGCCUGACUGAGAUGUUUCUGUGGUCUUUGAAGACUAACUUACAUAUUAGAGAUGAAGAUAUUGGGAUCCACCAGUACUAUAACAAGAAAGAGCCAGCAUCACAGAUGAAGCAUGGUUACUUAGAACAGAAGCAAAAGCUAGCAGAACCUCGAGAUUACCCUUGGAUACUGAAAAACAAGCGACCAGACAAACUGCGAGAUACACUCAAGGAGGUGGAGGACUUAAUGCAAAACAGUCAAUGUAUGCUGAGCAAGUGGAAGAACAAACAUAUCUGUCAGCUUCUCUUUCACUCAGGUAUAUUGGUGUCCCUAAGCCUUUCUGGGCCACAGCUGGAGAAAGUGGUGAUUGACAGGACCCUGGUGGGGAAGCUCAUCUCCGACACCAUCAGUGAUGCUGUUCUUACAGACAAUUUCAUCAUCUUGUCAUUUGAGGACCAUAACCAGCUCUGCUUUAUUCAGUUUACAAAGAAGAUGGAUUCUUCUGAUGUAAACAAAAGACUGGAAAAACUCUCUUGUUCGGACUUUAAGAUUUCUCAUAUAGAUAUACUUGGACCAGAAGGUAGAAGGAUGAAACGUCACCUGGCAAUAAACUGUGUGCAAGAUAUGGUCAUUUGCUGGUGGUCAGCAACUAGUGAUGGAGCAUGGCCUUGGUCUCCUAUUUCCUGUGAAAGGGACAGAGCCAACCUAUUGCUGUUAGGCUGUGCACAUGGCAAAUUGGAGGUUCUGAGUUAUGUCCGUACAGAAUGGGAUCCGCUCGAUGCUAGCUUCAGCACUAAUCAGCCUUAUCAGGUUCACACAGUAGAGCACUCCAUCUCAGCAGACAAAGAGCCCAUGGCUGACAGCUGCAUCUACAAGUAUGUUAAGAACAAAAUUCAGUGUGUGGCAGUCACCAGAAUACCACUACGAUCCAAGGCCAUCAGCUGUUGCAGGGACACUACAGAAGACAAACUAGUCUUGGGUUGUGAAGACUCAUCAGUAAUUCUGUAUGAAGCCUACAACCAAGUGACUCUGUUAGCCCAAGCAGAACUGUUGCCUGCUCUAAUAACUUACCACCCAUCUGGAGCCAUGUUCAUAGUUGGAAGCUCUCAAGGGGAGCUGCAACUUUUUGACACGGCACUGUCCCCAAUUAAAAUUCAGCUCUUAGCAGAAGACUAUUCACCUGAGGCAACUCUGCAAUUCAGUAAACACUUUGAUGUGUCUAGCAGCCUCAUCGAGAUCCAGUGGGCUGCUCCUCAGGUUGCAUCUGCCAGCACUGAUGGCACAGACAUUUGUGAUCGUUUGUUGGUUAGAUUCGACAGAGGACCCUUAGGAGUUCUUAACUUCAAACUUGGUGUGAACACAAGAGGACAGCUGGGCCUUGUGGAAAUCAUCCACCAGUACAUUCGUUACGAUGAGAUACAUGAGGCAAUUAAUAUCCUGAACACCAUGAACUGGAACACAAUGGGUCAUCAGUGUUACAUAUGCUUGAGUGCCAUCGUCAAUCACCUUCUUAAACAAAAACUUACACCAGACAGAGAAGCACAGCUUGAGGCAAGCCUUGGAACCUUUUAUGCUCCAACAAGACCCCUCUUGGAUACCACUGUGCUGGAGUACAGGGACCCAAUCAGCAGAUACGCAAGAAGGUUUUUUCACCACCUGCUCAGGUAUCAGAGAUUUGAAAAAGCUUUUCUGCUAGCUGUUGACAUAGGUGCUCGGGACUUGUUUAUGGACAUCCACUACCUUGCACUAGAUAAGGGUGAAUUGACACUAGCUGAAGUGGCAAAGAAAAAGGCUAAUGACAUUGAUGCAGAAUCAAUAACUACUGGAAUUGAACUUCUGGGGCACUCAGAAGAAGAAGACCCAUCUAGCAAAGCUUUCAUUGACCGAUCUUCAGAGCAUGGAGGAAACCAUGACCCACCUGUUCCUGGUCCAGCCAUCAGGCCACCAGUGCAGAGCUGCUCCCGCAGGCUCCCUGGUUUGACCAUGCUCUCCUGCGCCUGCCAAGGUGGGACACCAGAAGUUGCUGGACCUCAUGAACUCCCCAGCCGCAGACAGUCAGAGGACACGGAGCGUAAGCCUGGAGCCGGUGGCUGUGCCACCUCCCCAACAGGGAAACCCUUUUCCAGCAACCAGGAAGGAAAUUUGAGAGCAGUUCCUUCAGAGCAGGUGCAUCAUCUCACUCGUCUUCCUCGCUUGCUGCCACUCUCAGCUAUGAGGAAGCUUCUCCUCCCUGAAACUGUAAAGAUCAUGCAACAAAGCAUUCCCAGUCACCUGCCCGAGCAGCUGGCUGUCACACAGCCAAACAACACUCAAGCGGUUGAACAAGGAGGCCGGAAACAGCGGGUCUCUCAAAGUCGUGCACUUUGGGCUGGUGUGACCACGUGCAGAAUCCCCUUCGCUGCCAAAGCGAAGAACGAGAAACCUCAUUGAGGUGGCAAAGUUCACAGAAAGUCCUUCAGCUAAAUUCCAGCCAUCCCUGGAUCUGGCCACCAGCAGAAGAUGAGGCACUAGGCUUAUAAAAAGU